Molecule: messenger RNA, 741 nt
Organism: Penicillium angulare
Lineage: Eukaryota; Fungi; Ascomycota; Eurotiomycetes; Eurotiales; Aspergillaceae
Product: SUR7/PalI family protein
Exons: 4
Coding region: 1-741 (246 amino acids)
Biological process (GO): endocytosis; septin cytoskeleton organization; cortical actin cytoskeleton organization
Cellular component (GO): plasma membrane; membrane raft; cell cortex
Source: RefSeq, a predicted model, not a curated record
AUGGGUUUCAGCAGAGCAUCGUUGGGCUUUUUGGGCCUGUUCUUCAUGGCAGGCUCCAUUCUCCUCAUUUUCCUCACACUGCUCGGUGGUACUCGUAACACAACCCCGCUGAACCAAAUCUACUUCCUCCAGGCGGACACAAGCAAUAUUCCUGGUGCUCCAUCUCUUUCGCGCUGGACUUUCUGGAACGUGUGUGGCGUGAUUAAUGGCAAGAAUGACUGCGGUAGCUCUCACCCCGAUUACCCAUUUGAUCCACCAAGCUCUCGCAACUUUGGUACUACGUCCAAUGUGCCUUCGCAGUUCAUCGGGACCAAGCACUACUUCUUGACCUCUCGAUUCAUGUUCCCAUUCAUCAUUAUUGGCCUUUUCUUCGCCGUCCUUUCUCUCUUCACUGGCCUGUUGGCUAUGUGCACCCGCGUUGGCAGCUACAUCUCCGGUUUCCUCGCGUGGCUCGCUUUGACCUUCCAGGUCAUCACCACCUGUCUUAUGACUGCUGUUUUCGUCCAGGGUCGCGAUGCCUUUAAGAGCAACGGCCAGAGCUCCAAGCUGGGAGUGAAGGCUUUCGCUUUCAUGUGGACUGCUAGCGCAUGCUUGUUCCUCUCAUGUCUAUGCUACUGCCUUGGUGGUGCUGUCGGACGGAAAGACACUGGCUACAGCGGACGCAGGGAACGCCGCCGCGGAUUCUUCUCAGCUCGAUCCAACAGUGUCAAGAGCCAGAAGGAAACAACCACUACCGCUUAG